Sceloporus undulatus (fence lizard) is the source of this 5514-nucleotide messenger RNA. RefSeq names its product collagen type III alpha 1 chain (gene COL3A1). The transcript is spliced from 51 exons. Bases 128 to 4510 code for a protein of 1460 amino acids. The record is from RefSeq and is a predicted model, not a curated record. Lineage: Eukaryota; Metazoa; Chordata; Lepidosauria; Squamata; Phrynosomatidae. Gene Ontology annotation, molecular function: protein binding; extracellular matrix structural constituent.
UGUGCAGGGGCCCGGUGGCUGACAGACAGGGCAGGAAGCAGUUGAUGGUGCUCUCUUGAUUUUUCUUCCCCCUUCUUUUUUGCCUUCUCUUUUGCACAUAGAGUCUCAUGUCUAAUAUCAUUUAGACAUGAUGAGCUGUGUGCAAGGAGUCCUUUUGCUCUUCCUUGCUGUGUGGCAAUCACCAGUUAUUUUGGCACAACAAGAUGUUGUCCUAGGAGCGUGUACCCACCUUGGCCAAGUGUAUGCUGACAGGGAUGUGUGGAAACCAGCGCCGUGCCAAAUCUGUGUCUGCGACCAGGGAGCUGUGCUUUGUGAUGACAUCAUCUGCGAUGACCAGGAAUUAGAGUGUGACAAUCCAGAGAUUCCAUUUGGAGAAUGUUGCCCAGUUUGUCCUCAGCCGACGUCUCCACCACCUUCUGGUCCAUCUGUAUCUGGUCCCCAAGGCCCCAGGGGAGAUCCUGGUCCACCUGGCACUCCUGGAAGAAAUGGCUCACCUGGUCCACCUGGCCAGCCAGGAACUCCUGGUACUCCUGGAAGCCCUGGAGUCUGCCAAAAUUGCCCCAGUUUUAAUGGAGGAACUAACUUUUCUCCUCAGUAUGAUGAUAUGAAGGCUGGUGGUGGAGGAAUGUACCCUGGCCCAAUUUCUGCACCUGGAGCUCCUGGCCCACCUGGCCUCCCUGGUCCUGUUGGUCAGCCAGGUCCACCUGGGGCCCAUGGAUACCAAGGCCCUCCUGGUGAACCUGGACAAGCUGGCACUCCGGGCCCCCCUGGUCCACCAGGAAUGAUUGGCCCACCUGGCCCAUCUGGAAAAGAUGGAGAAUCUGGAAGACCUGGUAGACCUGGUGAACGUGGAUUGCCUGGACCUCCUGGCCACAAAGGUCCCUCUGGCAUGCCUGGACUUCCUGGAAUGAAAGGUCAUAGAGGCUUCGAUGGAAGAGAUGGUGCAAAAGGUGAUACAGGUGCUCCAGGUCUAAAGGGUGAAAAUGGCCUUCCUGGAGAAAAUGGAUCUCCUGGACCAAUGGGUCCAAGAGGUCAGCCAGGUGAAAGAGGAAGAGCAGGACUUCCAGGAACUGCUGGUGCUCGUGGUAAUGAUGGAGCUCCUGGAUCAGCUGGCCAACCCGGUCCCCCAGGCCCUCCAGGCCCCUCAGGAUUUCCAGGUUCUCCUGGUUUUAAGGGCGAAACUGGUCCUGCUGGCCCUCCAGGCUCCAGUGGAUCUCCUGGGACAAGAGGAGAACCUGGUCCUCAAGGUGCCCCUGGUGGUCCUGGUCCCCCUGGCCCUGGAGGUCGAGAUGGAAGCCCUGGUGCAAAAGGUCUCCCAGGCGCGGCUGGCAUUUCUGGACCUCCUGGACUGAGUGGAGCUCGUGGUCCUCCUGGGCCCCCUGGUACUAAUGGGAUCCCUGGACAGAGAGGUCCAGCGGGUGAACCUGGUAAGAAUGGUGCAAAAGGAGAGACAGGACCAAGAGGCGAACGUGGUGAAAAUGGUAUUCCCGGUGCCUCUGGUCCCCCAGGAGAAGAAGGCAAGGCAGGAGCAGCUGGUCAGCCUGGUACAAAUGGUAUACCUGGAAGUCCUGGAGAGAGGGGUGCCCCAGGUUUCCGUGGUCCUGCUGGUAGUAACGGGCCUCCUGGUGAAAAGGGUGCACCUGGUGAACGAGGAGGCCCAGGAAGUCCCGGGCCAAGAGGUAUCCAGGGUGAAUCCGGGCGUGAUGGUAGCCCUGGUCUUCCAGGAAUGAGAGGAUUAACAGGAAGUCCAGGAGCCCCAGGAUCAGAUGGAAAACCAGGCCCAUCAGGUCCACCAGGAGAAUCUGGGCGAAGUGGUCCCCCAGGCCCAGCAGGUCCACGGGGUCAACCAGGAGUGAUGGGUUUUCCUGGUCCAAAGGGUAGUGAGGGUUCACCUGGUAAAAAUGGAGAAAGAGGUGGUGCUGGACCUCCUGGUGGACAGGGACCACCUGGAAAGGAUGGUGAAGCAGGAGCUCAAGGCCCCCCAGGACCUGGUGGUCCUCCUGGUGAAAGAGGAGAGCCUGGUGCAACUGGGCCACCUGGAUUCCAGGGACUGCCUGGAUCUUCAGGACCACCUGGAGAGAAUGGAAAGCCAGGAGAAGCAGGUCCAAGAGGUGAAAAUGGAGCUCCGGGACUUCCAGGGUCCAAGGGUGAAAAUGGCAUCCCAGGCGAACGAGGUGCACAGGGGCCCCCAGGUACCCCAGGAGCUAGAGGUGGAGCUGGCCCUGCUGGACCAGAAGGUGGAAAAGGACCUGCUGGCCCACCAGGUCCUCCAGGCAAUAUGGGAUCACCAGGUUUGCAAGGAAUGCCUGGAGAGAGAGGAGGCCCUGGAAACCCUGGACCCAAGGGGGAAAAGGGAGAACCUGGUAGCAGAGGUGGAGAUGGCUUACCUGGUAAAGAUGGAAUGCGAGGUCCUGUAGGAUCCAUUGGACCCCCUGGCCCAGCUGGCCAACCUGGUGACAAGGGAGAGCCUGGUACAGCUGGACCUCAUGGCCCAACAGGUCCCCGUGGUGGUCCCGGUGAUCGUGGUGAACAAGGGCCCCCUGGUCCUGCUGGCUUCCCUGGAGCACCUGGCCAAAAUGGAGAACCUGGAGGAAAAGGAGAGAAAGGCCCUGCUGGUGAAAGAGGAGAAUCUGGACCCGCAGGGCCAACUGGCCCACCAGGAGGCCCUGGUGCACCAGGUCCUGCUGGUCCACAAGGAGGAAAAGGAGAGCGUGGUUCUCCAGGUGCCCCAGGUCAGGCUGGCUUUCCUGGUGGCCGUGGCUUACCUGGUCCUCCUGGUAACAAUGGUAACCCCGGACAACCUGGCAAUGCAGGCCCUCCAGGCAAGGAUGGACCUCCUGGCCCAUCUGGUUCUACUGGACCCCCUGGUAGCCCAGGUGGUUUAGGUCCAAAAGGUGAACCUGGUACUCCAGGUGAAAAAGGUCCAUCAGGUGCAAGAGGGGAACCAGGGGCACCUGGUCCUUCAGGAAUUUUGGGCCCACCUGGACAGCGUGGUAUUGUAGGACUGCCCGGCAUGAGAGGUUUACCAGGCCCCUCUGGUCUCGCUGGUCCAAGGGGUGAAGAUGGCAAACCAGGAUCCAAUGGUAGCCCAGGUGAACGUGGACCUCCUGGCGCACAGGGCCCUCCUGGCAUUAGUGGAGCAGCUGGAGAACCAGGCAGAGAUGGUAACCCUGGAUCAGAUGGUUUGCCAGGUCGUGAUGGCUCUUCAGGACCAAAGGGUGAUCGUGGUGAAAAUGGUUCACCUGGUCUACCAGGUGCUCCAGGUCAUCUUGGCCCCCCAGGUAAUCCUGGUGCUGCUGGAAAACCAGGUGACAGAGGACAUCCAGGACCCGCUGGUCCAGUUGGUCCCUCAGGUCCUGCCGGUGUACGGGGUGCUCCUGGUCCUGCUGGUCCACGUGGUGAUAAAGGUGAAGCUGGUGAACGUGGUCUUAAUGGAAUAAAGGGUCAUCGAGGAUUCCCUGGUAACCCAGGUCCCCCUGGUCCAGCAGGUGCACUGGGUCCCCAAGGUCCAAAUGGAAGCCCAGGACCUUCAGGUGCUAGAGGUCCUCCUGGACCAAAUGGUCCACCUGGAAAAGAUGGUACAAGUGGUUACCCAGGUCCCAUUGGCCCACCAGGUCCUCGUGGAAGUCGAGGUGAAGCCGGAACUGCGGGUCCACCUGGUCACAGUGGGCCUCCAGGACCUCCUGGCCAACCUGGAGCUCCUGGUCCAUGUUGUGGUGAUGGUGCUGGUAUGCUGGGCCCAAGUGGUGAAAAAGGACCAAGCUACUACCGAGAUCAGCCAUCUGAGGACAGAAUUGCCAUGACUGAUGUUUUAACUUCACUAAAAUCCAUCAAUAGCCAGAUUGAAAACAUCAUCAGCCCAGAUGGCUCACGAAAGAACCCAGCCCGUAACUGCAGAGAUCUCAAGUUCUGUCAUCCUGACCUUAAAAGCGGAGAGUAUUGGAUUGAUCCUAACCAAGGUUGCAAAUUGGAUGCUAUCAAAGUAUUCUGUAAUAUGGAAACUGGAGAGACAUGUAUCAAUGCCAAUCCUGCAAGCGUUCCAAAGAAGAAGUGGUGGGAAAGCCCAGGACCUGAAAAGAAACACAUUUGGUUUGGAGAGUCUAUGAAUGGAGGCUUCCAGUUCAACUACGGAGACCCAGAUCUUCCAGAAGAAGUUGGAGAUGUUCAACUAGCAUUCCUUAGAAUUCUUUCUAGUCGAGCCUCACAGAAUAUCACCUAUCACUGCAAGAACAGUAUUGCUUACAUGGAUGAAGCCAGUGGAAAUGUAAAGAGAGCACUUAAGCUAAUGAGCUCUACUGACAGUGAAAUCAAGGCAGAAGGAAACAGCAAAUUCACAUACACUGUUCUGGAAGAUAGCUGCACUAAACAUACCGAUGAAUGGGGUAAAACAGUCUUCGAGUACAGAACACGCAAGACAAUGAGGUUGCCCAUAGUAGAUAUUGCACCCUUCGAUAUUGGCUCUCCCAAUCAGGAAUUUGGUGUGGACGUUGGCCCAGUUUGCUUCUUAUAAACAACGAAUAAUGCUCAUUCUGAACCCCAACAAACAAAUCCGCAUUCCAUCUUUGCUCUUGUUUUAACAUUGUCAACUAUUAGAGUCAAAUCAACUGUAUCCCAGCUAUUUAUUUGCCAAAAUUCUGGAGAAAGAAAAGGGGGGGAAAUCAAAAGGCAUAAAUUGACAGAAAGGGUUAGCAUUUUCUUAUUUUGCUCUUACACAAAACACAACAAAAAGUUUUUUGCUCUGUUUUCUUUCACCAAAAACCCCUCUUCAAACAAUAUCUCCAUGGUGCUACAUUACAACUUCAACACUCAGUACAUCAAAACUGUGUAAUUUUAGUUGAAUUCUUGCCCACCCAUCAAGCACUGACGGAUUCCAGCAUCCGAGUUUACCUUCCAUGAUUUGAUGCAGUUCAUAAAGCUAGAAAGAAUUCCCUGUUUCAACUACCUCAACAUGGACAGAAACUGGGAUGAGUUUGAUGAUUCACACCAAGAAAGCCAAAGCCACAUAUGUUGGAACCAAGUAAUCCAUCUGGUCAGAUUGUUUGUUUCUGUAUUCUGUGGUGACCAGAGUACAGUCCAUCAGAAGAAGUGGAUGCCCUAAUGUCAACAGACUGUGUUGUUGGACUGCAUUGCAUUUUUAAAGGGUGCUCCUAUACUUUCCUGUCAUUGCUGGUCAAGACCACUAAAAUUAGGGAAGUGUAAAAGAUUAAUGUGAUGGUGCUAGUUGUGUAUUUUUCACUUCUAAAUCUGCAAGGCAGAUUUAUUGACUUGCAUUAAAACAUCAAGGCUUGACAACCAUUGUAAAUGUCUCUCAUCGAAAGUCGUACUGUUGGUUGGCCGUUUCUGAAGACUUUUCUUCCUUCACUCUGUAAAAGUCAAUAAAGAUGCAGAAUCAUGAGCUUCUUUUGUCACAUUAACACAUUUAUAAGUGUUGGAGGUUAACCAUCUUUAUAAGCUUUUAUAUGGUCGUUGGUCUUUUUCCUUUACAGAGACACAUAAUAAAAUCUUGUAAUAAAA